Molecule: messenger RNA, 5060 nt
Organism: Bombus pascuorum
Lineage: Eukaryota; Metazoa; Arthropoda; Insecta; Hymenoptera; Apidae
Exons: 11
Coding region: 166-4926 (1586 amino acids)
Source: RefSeq, a predicted model, not a curated record
GGCGGAUGUAACAUACGAGUAGCUAAUGUUUGCUUCGAUAUCGACGUUAACGAUUCUACGAAAUAGCCGCGUUGACAUAUUGUGCGAUGUGCAUGUGAAUGCGUGUGUGCGUGUUUAUAGUGAAAUAAAUUCUGUUUGAGAAAAUAUGUUAGAAAUUUGUUGAAUAUGAGCGAAGGAGCGAAUUCGGUUUCGCAAAUCAGCGAGAAUUCGCUUACGACCUUGAAAGAUGAGGUCGAUCCUGAGGAACUUCCUCCGAGAACGAUAUCGCACACGACGAGAAGGUCGCGAUUUGGUACAAGCAAUGUCCCAUUGUCGCCUUAUAUUUUGAUCGAUGGUAGAAAAUUGCGAAGCUCCUUGGCAUUGAGCAAAAAAAAGCUUCCCCGACGUGUGAAUUUCCCAACAAAUGACAAUCACUUGAUUACGGGAUGCCUGGAACCGGCCAAUCCAUGGAAACUCGCUGAAAAUGUGAAUUGUGAAGAUGUAAUCUCAUCAUACAAGGAAUCCUGUUUAAAACACAAUUCAGAUCCUCUGGAGAUUGUUAUAAAUCAACUUAAGAAUAUAGAUACAUUUGAAUUGAGAAGUGAAGAGUUAGAUUUAAAAGGACAAACAUUGGAUAUUAAUCAUGCGGAACCAUUGGAGGAAAUUUUCAAAAGAGUUCGAUUUAAUAAAGUUAAUUUAGAAGCUACAUCUUUGGAUGAUGAGAGUUCUGUGAUAUUAUUUGAUAUGUUAGAAUAUUAUGAAUCUGCAAGGCACUUGAACAUUUCAUCUAAUCAAGGCAUUGGAAUUUAUGGUUGGCAAGCAUGUGCAAAUAUGAUAAGAAAGACCCAAUGCUUAGAACAUCUUGAAGCUAAGGAUGUAGUCCUUAAUGAACAAUACAUGAAUAUCUUGAGUCGUGCAUUAAGAUUAGUCUGUCAUCUACAUGUGCUUAAAUUAGAAAAUUGUGGACUUUCAGGAAGAUCUAUCGUCACACUAGUUGCAGCAUUAAAAAUGAACACUGGAAUAAGAGAACUUUACUUAGCUGACAAUGGGCUGAAUUUAUAUGAUGCAAUACAGCUUGGUUCUCUUCUUAGAUUAAAUAAUCAUAUACAGCUACUUGAUAUUAGUAAUAAUGUCAUUCAAGACGAUGGUGUACGUGAUAUCCUAGAAGGUCUCAUCAAUCAAAUAAACGAGGACAAAGAUGGUAAAGGUUUAAGCAUAUUAGUAUUAUGGAAUAACCAACUGACAAAAAAAUCAUCUCCCUAUUUCGCACGUAUUAUAACAUUGUCUAAGACGUUAGAGACACUAAAUAUUGGAAAAAAUAUGUUGUCUGAUGAGUUGUUAUUGAUUAUAAAAGAUGCACUGAAAAAGAACCAUGUUCUAUUACAAUUGGGAAUACAAUCAACUGAGCUUACAUGUGAUGGAAUUGUUACAUUAUCUGAAAUCAUUGAAAUAAACCAUGCAUUACAAAGGAUAGAUUUAAGAAAUAAUAGAAUACAUUUGACUGGAAUGAAAGCUCUCAGUUCUGCUAUGAAAAAGAAUAAAAAUAUUACUAAAAUAGAUUUAGAUGAUAAACCUGAUAUAAAAAUGGAUGAUUUAAACGAGACCUUGCUUCAGUACACGCAACUUGUAGCUGAAAUUCGAAGCUGUUGUUUGGAAAACGAGAAAAGUCGUAUAUUAGAAGAAAAUAGCGAAGGUUUUGAUAAUUCAUAUCAUAGCAGAUUCUGUAGUGCAACCACCCGUAAAAUUUCGCUUACUUGUCAAACAUUACCAUGUUCUUUAUCACCCAUGAUUUCAAUACAAAAAGAUGAGCCUGGACGAUCGAUGCUCGAACCGAAACGUAUUAAUGGAGGUCGUCUUCGUUCUCCAGCCCCUAGUCCCGCCUCUUCACCCAUAGCCAGUCCGAUAUUAAGUCCCUCGCGAAGUCGGUUUGUGGUAUCCCGAGUUCCAGAAACGUUACGUACUACAGAAUCCUCAGUACCAUCAUCAUCAUCUGUUCUUCCAUCCCUUGGAUCAUCACCUACCUUUGUCACUUCUGCAAGUGGGUCAUCUAGAUUUCGUGUUUCAGUUGUUGAAUCAGCAAAUACUGUAUCUUUAUCUAAACCUGUUAUUACUACGACCGAGGCUGAUAUCAUGGUUGGUUUAAAUCCAAAAGUUAAUAUUACAGAAUCGACUGAUUUAAGUUCGAAAGUUAAUAUUACAGAAUCGACUGAUUUAAGUUCGAAAGUUAAUAUUACAGAAUCUACUGAUUUAGAUGAUCUGAAUACCGUACUUGUAUCUGAAUCAGAAAAAAAUAAUCAAACCAUUGAAAGUUUUCGAAGUAUUUCAAACGACUUGUCUCGUCUAGCUUUAAAUGUUGUAGAAGAAACGUAUACACCAACGAUACUUGGAUAUCCCGUAGAAGAAUUAAAUACAAAUAAAUCUUUUGUUAAGACAAGGGUUGAAACUCAGCCUGAUGAUAAUAUAAGUUCUAUUAAUCUAGAACGCAAGAAAGAUGAUGUGCCAGACAAUCAAAUUAUUUCGAAUCGAUUGGAAGAUGUUUCAACGAUGACAGAUAUCGAGAGUGUAGAAAAUCGUUUUAACGAAAAUACAGAAGAUGUAAAAACGUUUACACUUACAGAUAGGAACGGAAAAAGUCCUUAUAAUACAAUAAGUGAUAAACCAAUAAUUUGUAAGAAAGAUUACGAUGCAACGGAUAAAGUAACAAAUACUCGUACAAAUGAAAGUGUAGAAUUGCAGUCGCAAACGAAACACGAUCCAAUACAAAAAAGUACUUCUAAUUUAGGAAAAUUACUUUCGCUGUUUCAACAUUCUAGUUGUUUUUUUUCUGAUUCCACUCCUAUUAAUCAGUUGAAAAGUAAAAAUACGUUUCAAGGUAGCAUAAACAGCAUGAUGACUCUUGGAGAUAAAUUCCAUUAUUACAUAAAAGAUAAGAGAGAUAGGAUUUAUAAUCGUGAAACGGAAGAGUCCUCGGUAUCGCUAAAGAGUAAAUCAAAAUUUUUCAAUGUUUCUCAAUUGCCAAGUUUACAAAGUUUAGCGAAUAUGAUCCCAUCGUUUAGAUUCGAAGGUAAUAUAAAUGCUUCUGGACAAAGUAAUAAGCCUUGUUCCAAAGAAGUAGAUCUUUUACUCAAGAAAGAUAGUGAAAAUGAUUCAGUCGAUACAGAAAAAAAAUCUGUUGAACAUAGUAAAGAAAGCAAAACCUUACGUGUCUAUUUAGAAGGACGAAAGUCCAGUCCUACUUUAGAUAAUCAAUUAUUAUCUGAAAAUAUACAAUCAAAAUUUCCUCCUGGUGUUACUAACAAAGAUGUAGUAUUAGCUGCAGAUUGCAUUGUUUCGAAUAUAAUUGAUACUUGUUCUAAAAUUGUGAAUAAUAAUUUAUUAAUGCAUGUUUCAAAUAGUAACACGAUUGUACCUGUACCUAAAUUAAUAGGUAUACCUGAAUAUUCUGCUUUAAAAGCAGUUAAAAACGAUGUACAGAAACGAAAUAUAGCGGGAAUACUAGAUAAAGUAGAUCCUAUACUAAUAAAAGAAACGAAUAAUGAAACUUUAACAGACAGUAUUAAUUUUACUAGUGAUAGCAAAUCUUUGUCGUGUAGUAUGAUGUAUGAUGUAAGCAAUGAUAUGCAUACUGUACAUACGUCUAACAGAAUGCACAAUUUAGUAAUAUUAAAUAUAAGUACAAAAGAUAAUGUUGGAAAUAAUUCUGCUUUUAAUGUAAAUAGUACAGGAAGUAAUACAGCAUGUUUUGUAUGUAAUCAAAAAUGUGUCUGUAAUGUAAAUAAUAAACCACUUGAAUGUUAUAAUACGUUGAAGAUAAAUGUAGAAACGAAUUGUUUAAAUAAUGAAGUUACCAGAAUGUAUAGUAUUGACAGUAAUAGUGAUAGAAAUGUCUUUAUAAAUGUUCAUAAUAUGCCAACAAGCAAUGACGUAGAAGGAAUAAAUGUAUAUCGUGUAAAUAAUAGUACGAAUUGGAAAAGCGCAAUUGUAAAUAACAUACCAGAAGCAAAGAUAUCAAAAAUAAAUUGUACAUGUAAAGAUACUAACUCCGAAUUUAGCGAUCAUAGUGUACAUUCAUGUACUUCAGUACUUUAUAGAGAUGUAAAUACACCAAUAAAGCAAGAAAUGGUAGAGCCAUUUGUUAUAAAACAUAACAAAUAUAUUGAAAUAAGUAAUAUAAUUGAAAUGAAAAUUAAUAGUUCUAUUAUGAAAAAUAUUAUGGAUCAUAUGUUCAAGGAUAUGAAUAUUGUUAUGCCCAUACCAAGAAUGUACUCUUCUAUGACAAACUUCAAUGUGUUAAUUCUUAGAAAUCUUAUACAUCAUGUAGCUGAUAUCUCUAUUGAUGAAACUCCGAUCAAAAAGCUUUCAUUAGAUAUUACAACUAAUAAUUGGCCGAAUAUCGUUAAAGUAAAGACUUUAUUUUGUGAUCUAUCUCAGAUAUCUCAUUCAUCAAUGAAUGCUAUAACUGAAAAGCCAGAAAACAUUCAUAACAACAAUGAAGCGUUAAAAAUCGAUGAAAAUUCUUCACUGGAGGAUAAUGCCGAAGAAAGUAUGAGUUUUUACAAAGAACAGAAAGUCAAAGAAAACGAGGCUUUUGGAAUUGUUUCCGAAUAUUCUUCAGUACCUGUAAUAGCUGAUCCUAUUGUCCAUUCAAAAGAAAAUGCAUCUUAUUUGAAAGACAAUGAUGAUGUAAGCAGUAACUCACCAGAGAAUAUUCAUAUGCUCAGUAACUUUGGAUCAAAUAUUGCUCAACAUUUAAAAUGCACAAAUUCGGAUGAUAUAAAUGAUACGACUCAACAAUACUUAAAUGCAAUUAAAUGUGCAGUUGCCACAACUAUGUGUUCAACAGCUGUAGUGAACACAAGGGGCAAUACAACAGUUGACAUUAUUUCUGAUCAGAAUACUAAUAUUGCUGAGCCUUCAUCAGUAAUUCGUGCAAACAGCACAAAAUAAAAUCAAUGAUAUUGAAGAAGAAAAAGAAGAAGAAGAAUUGCAUCUUGUUGAAUAUGAAGACACAGAAUUAAAGAGAAGAUAUAUGGAGGAAAAUAACAAUCUUUACGAUUUUGACGAUGAAAUUGACGAAUUCA